UCUUUUCUGUGUGUGUGGGUGGUGUCAUAACUUUCCAGCUGCUUUCAAGAUGCGGUUACAGUUUUGGUUUGUGGGGUUCACAACUUGGUCAUGGUCACUUGUAGCAUACUAGCAUUUUCCCUGUUUCAUAUUUCCUAUACUCUUGUUCGAUUAUGUGGUUCGUGUCGAGAAUAUUACAUCCCUGCUAAGGGAGUUUGUACUUCUACGGUUCUUGUGGUGUUAUUUGGCUUUCUAUAUGACUUCCUGCAUUUUCCAUUUGUAGCGAAAGUCUGGAAGUCCUGUUGGCAUAUUGAAUUAGAAACAAUUUGCCGCGGUCGUGAGUCAUGUAAAAUGGAUAAUAGCCUCCAACCCGAACAUGUAUCUACUCUCAUUCAUAUGAUGCAUUCGUAACAUGCCCAGUUGGAUCCAUAAUGUGAAAAUAUACAGUCAGUAAGAAAGCAGGUGGACUUCCCUGGAAAGUACAAAUUGCUACCCGUCUUGAAGGACUCACCACCAUGGGUGGAGAAAAAGAGCAGCCAAG
Aspergillus brunneoviolaceus CBS 621.78 is the source of this 520-nucleotide messenger RNA. RefSeq lists its product as uncharacterized. NCBI's taxonomy places the organism in Eukaryota, Fungi, Ascomycota, Eurotiomycetes, Eurotiales, Aspergillaceae. The transcript has a single exon. The record is from RefSeq and is a predicted model, not a curated record. Bases 91 to 390 code for a protein of 99 amino acids.